This is a messenger RNA of Clarias gariepinus (North African catfish), 2851 nucleotides long. RefSeq names its product claudin-like protein ZF-A89. Gene Ontology annotation, biological process: bicellular tight junction assembly; cell adhesion. NCBI's taxonomy places the organism in Eukaryota, Metazoa, Chordata, Actinopteri, Siluriformes, Clariidae. The transcript has 2 exons. Bases 61 to 1227 code for a protein of 388 amino acids. The record is from RefSeq and is a predicted model, not a curated record. Gene Ontology annotation, molecular function: structural molecule activity. Gene Ontology annotation, cellular component: plasma membrane; bicellular tight junction.
CGCAUUUACAUAAGACGAGAAUCUUUCAGAGCAUCGAGUUCGCUCUUAGAGGAAACUAAAAUGGUGUCCAUGUGCAACCAGAUGCUAGGCUUUAGCCUGGGCGUCAUUGGGUUCUUGGGGGUCAUCAUUGUCUGUGCUCUUCCCAUGUGGAAGGUUACAGCGUUCAUCGGAGCCAACAUUGUGACAGCGCAGAUAAUCUGGGAGGGAUUGUGGAUGACCUGUGUUAUGCAGAGCACAGGCCAGAUGCAGUGUAAAAUCUACGACUCUAUGUUGGCUCUACCCCAGGAUCUGCAGGCUGCCCGAGCUCUGGUCAUCAUCUCCAUCAUCGUCUGCCUGUUCGCGCUGCUUCUGGGAAUUGUUGGAGGCAAAUGCACCAACUUUGUGGAGAACGAGGCCUCUAAGAUUAAGGUGGCCAUCAUCAGUGGUAUCACCUUCAUCAUUGCUGGAGUCCUGGUCCUUAUCCCAGUCUGCUGGUCCACCAACACCAUCGUUCGGGAUUUCUACAAUCCAGUCCUCACGUCUGCUCAGAAGAGAGAGCUCGUGGAAAUGGCUUCGAUGGGAAUGCAGAUGCUGGCAUGCACGCUGGCUAUAAUCGGCUACAUCGGGUUGAUCAUUGUCUGUGCCCUGCCCAUGUGGCGGGUCACUGCCUUCAUCGGAAACAACAUUGUGACGGCCCAGAUCUACUGGGAGGGCAUCUGGAUGAGCUGCGUGGUUCAGAGCACAGGUCAGAUGCAAUGCAAGGUCUACGAUUCCAUGCUCGCUCUAACUUCGGACCUGCAGGCUGCCCGUGCACUGACGGUUGUUGCACUGGUGGUAGGGCUUGCAGGAGUAUUUAUGGCCUUUGCCGCCGGAAAGUGCACAAACUGUAUUCCUCCUGGAAAUGGCAAAAUAAGGGCAGCUGUGGCUGCUGGAGUUGUCCUUAUCAUUACAGGCAUCCUUUGCUUCAUUCCUGUGUCCUGGACAGCCAGCAGUAUCGUAAGAGAUUUCUACAACCCCUUACUGGUUGAUGCUCAAAAGCGUGAGCUGGGGGCUUCAUUGUACAUCGGGUGGGGAGCCGGACUUCUCCUGAUGCUAGGAGGAGGACUUCUCUGCAGUUCCUGCCCGUCACAGGAAGAUCAGGCACCAUCUAUCAAGUACCAGUCAGCCAAGUCAGCUGGGAAUAAUUCGAUGCACAGCUAUACCGCACCAUCACAGAGGUCUAUGACGCCACCUAAGACUUACAUCUAAAAGCUUGUGAAGGACUUUAUGCAUAUGACAAUGCACACAAUAAUAUUACAUCAAGUGUCUUUUUAAUUGUGAAGUCAUUUUAUACUAUUACAACUGUCCACUGUAGUUUUUAAUUUCUGUCCAUUUUCUCACUGUAUUAACUUUGUAUAUGUGCAUAUAUUGUAUGUAUUUCACUCAAUGUACUUUUUUUAGACGAACUCCCGUGACAAUUAAAAAAAAAAGUUAUUUUUAGUUUGGUUUCACUGUUUGUGUUUCAACUGAUACCACUUAUGCUGUACUUCAUCUAAUUACAUCAACAAAACCUGCUUAGCAACCUGUAUGGAACAUGUGAUAAGACACACCCAUGCCACUAGCCAUGUUAAGCUUUAAAAGUAAAUAAAUAAUCAGUUUUGGAAAAGCUUAAGUAUAGUCACUUAGUUUAAUCUGAACAGUUAUCAGGUAAACAACAGAACAGAUAAAAUAAUUAUUGCCAUUUUUGGUUACUGGAUGGUUAUUCGACUAAAAUAGUUGAGAUGAUCUUUGCUUUCAUUCUUUUGUUCAAGAGGAAGUUUUUAAAUGGCACCUUAUUGUGUGUGGGAGCUAAUGCAUUCAUUCGCAAAAAAUCUGGGCCUUCUAGUUAUAUAAUGAUAAAAGAAGGAUGACAUCAGCUAGCAUCAGUUUGGCAUUAAUCCAUUAUGUGCCUCAACACAUAAGCUUUCAACAGGGAUUAUAUCCAAACAAAUGUAAAUGACUUAGGAUGGUCAGGAUGUUGAUUUCUAUCUCUGAGGCUGGUUUUGCUACUUUUACAUGUAACCUUAAGCCAUGAACAAUAAUGACUAGUGUGUUGUAGGAUAACAAUCAACAAGACGAUUUGGUAGUGUGACAGGCAUAGCACUAGAAGUUGAUUAUUAUCCAGUGCAUCACAAUGUCUUUUAUUCAUGCACCUCUAUCACUGUCUGGUUUGAAGCAGCUACAAAACAGGCCAGGGACAGGAAUCUCUACAGACCCCUCACACCCCCGACACAACCUUUGUCACCUUCUCACCUUCUCCCCAAAACUGCCAGGCACAGGAACAGUUUCUUAUAAACAGUUAAACUGGACUAUAUGCAAUACGCUUUAAAAUGGACCAACAUGCUUUUUACAAAAUUUCUACACCCUUUUGUACAUUACUGUUAUUUUACACUAAUCAAACAUCUGGUACUAUAUAUUGUGUAAAAGCACCACCAUGCUUCCUAAAAACUCCUUGCCUCCUACUGCAUAUUUCUGCUACUCGCUAUUUGUACUUAUUAUCAUAUAUGUGAUGCCACUUGCACUACCUUGCACACUCACUUUAUGUACAGUUUAUGUACAACUGUAAUAUGCUUAAGAUCUUUAUUUAAUCUAUAAAGUUGUGCACUUACUGUCUAUAGUGUUUUGUCUACAACAUAUGUACAGUGUUUUAUGUUGGUCUGUAUUUUGAAAGCCACAAACAGCUGGAAUAUAAUUCCUUGGGUGUCAACAUACUUGGCGAAUAAAACCCAAUUCUGAUUCUAAUAUGUGGACGCAGUUUAAAGCAGUUGUUCUGAACCCUAGUAUUGGCGGACCCGCUGUUCUGCACAUAUCAGUGUUUUCCACAGUCAAUUCAAUUUAGAAAAAGGCUGUAAGC